GGACGACGACGACUCUGACUACCCCGAAGAGAUGGAGGAUGAAGACGAUGCCAGUUAUUGCACUGAGAGCAGCUUCAGGAGCCACAGCACCUACAGCAGCACCCCAGGUAGGAGAAGACAGAGAGUGCAUCGUCCUCGUUCUCCAAUAUUGGAAGAAAAAGAUAUCCCACCCUUGGAGUUUCCUAAAUCCUCGGAGGACUUAAUGGUGCCUAGUGAGCAUAUAAUGAAUGUUAUUGCCAUCUAUGAGGUACUAAGGAACUUUGGCACUGUUUUACGCCUCUCUCCUUUUCGUUUUGAGGACUUCUGUGCUGCUCUGGUAAGUCAAGAGCAGUGCACACUUAUGGCAGAGAUGCAUAUAGUGCUUUUAAAAGCAGUUUUACGUGAAGAAGACACUUCAAAUACUACCUUUGGACCUGCUGACCUCAAAGAUAGCGUUAAUUCCACUUUGUAUUUCAUAGAUGGAAUGACGUGGCCAGAGGUUCUGCGGGUAUAUUGUGAGAGUGACAAGGAAUACCAUCAUGUUCUUCCUUACCAAGAGACAGAGGACUAUCCUUAUGGACCAGUAGAGAAUAAAAUCAAAGUUCUGCAGUUCUUAGUGGAUCAGUUUCUUACAACAAACAUUGCACGUGAAGAGUUAAUGUCAGAAGGUGUUAUUCAGUAUGAUGAUCAUUGUAGGGUUUGUCACAAACUUGGGGAUUUGCUUUGCUGUGAAACUUGUUCAGCUGUAUACCAUUUGGAGUGCGUGAAACCACCUCUUGAAGAGGUACCAGAAGAUGAAUGGCAGUGUGAAGUCUGCGUAGCACAUAAGGUGCCUGGAGUAACUGACUGUGUUGCUGAAAUCCAAAAAAAUAAACCAUACAUUCGACAUGAACCUAUUGGAUAUGACAGGCAUAGACGAAAAUACUGGUUCCUGAACAGAAGAAUCAUUAUAGAGGAAGAUUCAGAAAGCGAGAAAGAAAAGAAAAUCUGGUACUAUAGCACAAAGAUACAGCUGGCAGAGUUAAUCGAAUGCCUGGAUAAAGAUUACUGGGAAGCUGACCUAUGCAAAACUCUGGAAGAAAUGCGUGAAGAAAUUCAUCGGCACAUGGAUGUGACAGAAGACCUUACUAAUAAAGCAAGGGGCAACAACAAGUCUUUUCUUUCUGCAGCAAACGAUGAAAUUUUGGACAUUAUCAGAGCAAGAAAAGGAGAACUAGUGGAAGAUAAAAAUACAGCGGAUGAUGAAGCAGAAAAGGCCAAAAGUGAUGUUGAUAAUGACCAGACAGAUGCUGAGAGAGGCAAGGAAGAAUCUGGAGACCAGGAUAAAACUGAGGAAACACCCACUGAGCAAGAGGCGGAAAAAGUGAAAACAGAAGAGGCAACAGUCGUUGGGGAUAAAAGUAACUCUGUGACAUCAAGCACUGAUGACAGCAACACAAAUCCUUCUGCAGGAGAGACUAGUUGCUCUGAAGGGAAGAACGCAAUGGGGUGUCAGUCAGAAACCCUUGAUAGCAACAACGUGGCAGAGAAGAAGGUGGCAUCAGAGCUCCCUCAGGAACUCUCAGAAGAAACUGGUCAAAUGAUCCCUAGCAACAGUAGCAGUGUGUCUGCUGCAUCUCUGCACUCGGAUGUUGAAAACAGCAACAGCAGUGAGCUGGGCUCUGGGCAGAAUGACUCCAUUAAGACACCUGACGAUGCUGAAAAUGCAGAGAGGGGAUCCCAGACUUCAGAGGACAUAGGAGAGAAAUCUAAUGGUGAAAGAAGUGAUUCUCCAGGCGCCGGAAAAGGCACGCCAGGGUCGACGCGAAUGCUCACAAGAUUACGAAAUCCAGAUAGCAAGUUGAGCCAGAUGAAAAGCCAGCAGGUUGCUGCUGCAGCACAUGAAGCAAAUAAGUUAUAUAAAGAAGGCAGAGAGGUUCUGGUGGUCAACUCUCAGGGUGAAGUCUCCCGAAUGAACACAAAGAAGGAAGUUGUGAUGAAAGGAAAUAUCAACAAUUAUUUCAAAUUAGGGCAAGAGGGGAAGUAUCGUGUUUAUCAUAAUCAGUAUGCCACUAAUUCAUUCGCAUUGAACAAGCACCAGCACAGGGAGGACCACGACAAGAGACGACAUCUCUCGCAUAAAUUCUGUCUGACUCCUGCUGGAGAGUUCAAAUGGAAUGGGUCUGUGCAUGGGUCCAAAGUUCUUACCAUAUCCACUUUGAGACUAACUAUUAUUCAGCUAGAAAACAAUAUCCCGGCAUCGUUCCUUCAUCCUAACUGGGCAUCCCACAGGUCUAACUGGAUUAAGGCUGUUCAGAUGUGCAGCAAACCUAGAGAAUUUGCACUAGCGCUGGCUAUAUUGGAAUGUGCAAUUAAACCAGUUGUCAUGCUGCCAAUCUGGCGGGAAUCGUUGGGGCACACUAGAUUACGCAGAAUGACAGCAAUAGAAAGAGAAGAAAAGGAGAAAGUGAAAAAAAAAGAGAGAAAACAAGAAGAAGAAGAAACAAUGCAGCAAGCUACAUGGGUGAAAUACACAUUUCCUGUCAAACAUCAGGUUUGGAAGCAAAAAGGAGAAGAAUACAGAGUGACGGGAUAUGGUGGCUGGAGCUGGAUUAGUAAAACACAUGUCCACAGGUUUAUGCCCAAACUGCCUGGAAAUACUAAUGCAAAUUACAGAAAGUUGCUACCAACAAAGAAUGAAGAUGAAAAAUGCAACUUGGAUAAACGAAAAGGUCCAAUUAAGGUGAAAAUAGAGAAAGACAAAACAAAGGAUUCUCAUGACCUUCAAGCAAAAGACAAAGAUGUUUCAGCAACCGUGGAGAAAGUACAAAUGAAAGAAGAAAAGUCUCGUGAGGAAAAAGUAGAAGUUGAUACAAUUUCUGAAAGUUUAGAUCAUGCAAAAGACAAAGUGGAAAAAGAAAUCGAUGGUGAAAAUGAUAAAGUCAUCAAGGAAGAACCGAUGGAUGUAGAUGAUGUGAAAAUUGAAUCCCCCAUAAAAGAUGAGGAUAGUCAUUGUAAGCUGGAUAUAAUCAAUGUCAGCGAGGGAUUUCAUUUAAGGACUUGCUACAAAAGGAAAGUAAAAUCAUCAAAAUUAGAUGGACUACUUGAGAGGCGAAUAAAACAGUUUACACUGGAAGAAAAACAACGUCUAGAAAGGAUGAAGCUGGAGGCUAGUGCUAAAACAGUAGGCAUUCGAUCUGUAAGUCCCCAGAAAAACAUCGAUCAGCUGCAAAUGAGAAAAACAAAAGAAGGAAGCCAAUUUGACGUGUCUUCUCAAGAUCAAACAUAUAUUUCAGAUAAGACCCAAAAUGAAGAUGUGGAACAGGACUGCAUCUCUUGUACCAAAACUGGUGAGCUAGAUGAACCCUCUUUGCCUUUGACAACCAGGCUAUCAAAAAGAGAAGGCCAGCUACUGGAUGAAGGCUCACCUCAGUCCUCUGAAGGUGAAAGCUCCAUUCAGAAUGAGAGUAAAGAAAACAACCCUGAACCUAUGACUGCUGAUAAGUGUCAAGGACAUGAGGUUCUUGGAGAGUCUGAGAGUUCCUUUGUGGAUGCCUUGAAACAAACAAAUGCUGAAGGUAGAAUCAAAUGGGAUGUUUCAGAAACAAGCGAAAAACCUUUGAAACAAAAACUACCUAUUACCAGAGUAUCUCAGCGUGAACGUGAAAACUUAGAGCCAGUGGUAACUGAAAGCAGCUGUAGAAAAGAUGCUCUGGCCACCCUUGAAAAAACAGAUUCAGAAAGGAAUUCUGAACAGCAGAGCAAAGAUCCAGAAAACAAUUGCAUGAUAAAAAGCCAUAUUGAACCAACAUCCUCUCGAGAAAGUGAAAUGGAGGAAGAAAUUGCCCCAGGAAAGACUGAAAGUAAAUCUGAAAACAAGAUUUUAAUGCACCAAAAAUCAGUUAGUAAAGAUCUAGAACCAUUUAAACCAGAGCUAAUUUCUGAAAGAAACUUUGAAAGUCAAACUCUGGAACACAUGGAUGAGGUAGAAGUUGAUGAGGAUUUACUGAGCUCUAAACUAACUGAGGCUAAUGGUCAAAAGAAAGGUCAGGAACUGAAAGUGGAGACAAGUACCAUAAACAAGUAUCUUGAUCAGACAAAUCUAAACAGUGUUACUGACAAAAAGAGUAAUAAAGAAACUGAGGCAGACUUGGAAAAAUCAGCAUUUCAAAUGAACGGAAAAGACAAUGACAUUAAAGUAUUAUCAAACGAUGACUGCUUAGUUAAAGAUACCUGUGAAGCUAAGGCAGGGGGUGAUAUUGAACCAAAAGUUAAUAAUAUUAAUAAAUCCAUUCCGGAACACGAAAUAAAACCAUUGACUUUUAAGGAAUCUUCAGUAAAACCAUUCAUGAAUGGUGACAUCGUGAUAGAGGACACAAAGGACAAAAAUAAUGGGGACCCUAAGUCACAUCUGCACAGUUCACCUGCUUUUGAAUCUGGAGAGAGUCUUCAGCCACCAGAUGAAGUUCCCAAAUAUGUGCAGAAAACUGAAGAAAAACAGCUUUCUCCCGAGAGGCCUGCCUUUGUUCGCACUGCUUGCACACCAACGCACAGUGUCUGUAAAGAAAAUAACCUGAAUAGUGAAACAGAAUCUAUGGAAACUGAAGUAAUUGAGGAGAAGAAAGUUGCUCCAUCGCCUGUAACCUCAUGUGAGGAAUCUAGCUUGAGUAGUGACUUUGCUGAUCAGAAUGGCGUACAGACAUAUAAAAUGGAAGAUAUUAAUGGAGAAAGUAAAAUAAAAACUGUUAUUACUGAAGUGACUACCACAACAUCAACUGUGUCUACAGAAUCCAAAACUGUGUUCAAAGUUGCAGAGACUGUAGCUUCUAGUGAUGAGAAAACAACAGUGGUAUCAUCUACAGAAAAUUGUGCCAUAUCCACUGUAACUACCACCACUACUGUAACUAAGCUCACCGCUCCAACUACAGACAGUAAUGUCGAUGUCAUUUCUGUACAAGAGCAUAGUAAAACAGUGGUGACAACAACAGUAACUGAUUCCCUUACCACCCCAGAAGGCACAUUGGUGACUUCCAUGACUGUCAGCAAAGAAUAUUCUACAAAAGACAAAGUGAAGUUAAUGAAAUUUGCAAGACCCAAAAAAACUCGUUCUGGAACUGCCUUACCAUCCUACAGAAAAUUUGUUACCAAAAGCAGUAAAAAAAGCAUAUUUGUUUUACCCAAUGAUGAUUUAAAAAAGCUGGCCAGAAAAGGAGGAAUCAGAGAAGUUCCCUAUUUCAAUUACAAUGCAAAGCCUGCCUUGGAUAUCUGGCCAUAUCCAUCCCCAAGGCCAACUUUUGGGAUCACUUGGAGGUACCGACUUCAAACAGUAAAAUCAUUGGCUGGAGUGAGUCUUAUGUUGCGAUUAUUGUGGGCGUGUCUCAAAUGGGAUGAUAUGGCAGCAAAAGCUCCACCUGGGGGAGGAACUACACGUACAGAAACAUCUGAAACUGAAAUUACAACAACAGAAAUAAUAAAGCGAAGAGAUGUCGGUCCAUAUGGAAUUCGGUCAGAGUACUGUAUAAGAAAAAUUAUUUGUCCCAUUGGUGUACCAGAGGCUCCGAAAGAAACUCCAACACCCCAGAGGAAGGGACUGCGAUCAAGUGCACUAAGGCCAAAAAGGCCAGAAACACCCAAGCAAACGGGCCCUGUUAUAAUUGAAAGUUGGGUAGCAGAGGAGGAAUUGGAACUAUGGGAGAUCAGGGCUUUUGCUGAAAGGGUGGAGAAGGAAAAGGCACAGGCAGUUGAACAACAGGCUAAGGUUAGUGAACAGAAGAAGGCAGAGGAAUUCAAGGCCCAAUUGGAGGCUCAACUAAAACACCAACGAUUGGCUGCCCAGCAGAAACGGCUGGGACAGCAGAAGCAGAUACCUACAGCAGGUGUGGCCCCCGCAGUCACUACAGCCAGCAGCACUGCAACUACUGUCUCAACGCCACAGAAAGUUGUGGUAGGGCCUUUAGCGGGCCCAGUCCCCACUGGAACCAAAGUAGUACUUACUACAAAAGUGGGUUCUCCAGCUACCGUAACAUUCCAACAGAACAAGAAUUUCCAUCAGACUUUUGCUACUUGGGUUAAACAAGGCCAAUCUUCAACAGCCACUAGCACAGCUGCCACUUCAGCCACAACCAUUGCCAGCACAGGGCAGACCUUCCAGAUCUCAGGCAGUCCAGUAACGAUGGCAGGGAAAGUGAUAACUAAGCUGCCACUCCCUGCAAACAGCAAGAUUGUUGCCGUCAAUGUGCCAUCAACUCAAGGAGGUGUUGUUCAAGUUCAGCAAAAGGUAUUGGGUAUCAUUCCAUCAACUACAGGUGCAAGUCAAACAUUUACUUCAUUCCAGCCAAGGACAGCAACUGUAACCAUUAGGCCAAAUACCACAGGGACGUUAGGAACAACAAGCACUUCACAAGUAGUGCAAGGGACACCGCUCCGCCCUGGUAUGACAGUGAUACGGACACCACUUCAGCAGUCAACGCUUGGAAAGACCAUCAUCCGAACACCUCUAGUGGUGCAACAAGGUAUUCUUCCAGCCAGUCAGACACAGCAAGUGGUGACUCAAAUAAUCAGGGGUCAGCCUGUCUCAACAGCAGUUACUAGUACCAGCACAGCUUCUUCCAGUGCUGGACAGAAGACAGUCACAAGUCCUGGAACACCACCUCAGCAAAUACAGCCACAAACCCCAUCACAGCCCCCUCGCCCUCAGCAGGGACAAGUGAAGCUUACUAUGGCCCAACUCACACAACUAACACAAGGACAGGGUGGCAGUCAAGGAUUAACUGUGGUAAUUCAGGGACAAGGUCAAACUACUGGUCAAUUACAAUUAAUCCCUCAGGGUGUGACUGUAAUACCUGGUCCUGGACAACAGCUUAUGCAAGCAGCUAUGCCAAAUGGUACAAUUCAGAGAUUUCUUUUCACCCCACUACCAGCAGCUGCUACUACAGCUAGCACAACUACAACAACAGUUUCUACUUCAACCUCAGCUACAGGGGAACAGAAGCAAGCUGUACAGGCACAGCCAACAUCAGUGCUGCCACCAGUUCAGCCACAGCCUCAGAGUCAGCAGCAAGCCCAGCCUCAAGUGCAGAAUCAGAGUACUCAGCCUGCGCCGCUGGCCCAGCCGCAGGCACCUCAGCCAGCGCUUCAGCCUGAAACUCAGAGCCAGCCUGAAUCUCAGACGCCGGCAUCUGUUGACUCUCCAGUCACAUCUGAAGCACAAUCAUCUAAAUCUCCAGUUCAGUCUCCAGCACAGACCCAGGCUCAAGGGCAGUCUCCAGUGCAAGUCCAGAGUCAGCCGCAGACUGCAAUCCUUCCACAAGGCCAGUCCCAAGUCCAGCCUCGGCAACCAGCUCAGGUGCAGACUACAACCCAACAACAGAUUCAGAUGCAGCCCCAUGCUCCCAUACAAAUUCAAGCUCAGCUGCAGCAAUCACAACCUCAGGUUCAGACUUCAGUCUCAACCCUUCCAACUACUCAAAGUUUAAAUCAGGUUCCUGUGCAAUCCCCAACUCGUCCUCAGCUGCAACUUCAGCAGCCUCCAACAAAAGUUAUUACAGUGCCUCAGCUUCAGCAACAAGUCCAAGUUCUCUCUCAGCUUCAGUCACAUGUUGUGGCUCAGAUACAAGCCCAACAAGGCAGUGUGCCCCAGCAGAUCAAGCUUCAGUUACCUAUUCAGAUCCAACAAACUAGCCCAGUACAGGCUCACCAGAUUCAGAAUGUGGUAACAGUUCAAGCAGCUAGUGUUCAGGAGCAGCUGCAGAGAGUUCAGCAGCUCAGGGAGCAGCAACAGAAGAAAAAGCAGCAACAGAUAGAAAUUAAACGUGAGCACACCCUUCAGGCUUCUAAUCAAAGUGACAUUAUCCAGAAACAGGUGGUUAUGAAACAGAAUGCUGUCAUAGAACACUUGAAACAGAAGAAGACACUGACUCCAGCUGAGAGGGAAGAAAAUCAGAGAAUGAUUGUGUGCAACCAAGUGAUGAAAUAUAUUCUGGAUAAGAUAGACAAAGAAGAAAAACAGGCAGCUAAGAAACGAAAGCGAGAAGAGAGUGUAGAACAGAAGCGUAGUAAACAGAAUGCUACUAAGCUCUCAGCUCUGCUUUUCAAGCAUAAAGAGCAGCUGAAAGCUGAAAUAUUGAAAAAAAGAGCACUUCUGGACAAAGAUCUACAAAUUGAAGUGCAGGAGGAGCUAAAGAAAGACUUGACUAAAAUUAAGAAAGAAAAAGAAAAAGCCCAGGCAGCUGCUGCAGCA
This is a messenger RNA of Balearica regulorum gibbericeps (East African grey crowned-crane), 8197 nucleotides long. Lineage: Eukaryota; Metazoa; Chordata; Aves; Gruiformes; Gruidae. The record is from RefSeq and is a predicted model, not a curated record.